Molecule: messenger RNA, 972 nt
Organism: Fusarium keratoplasticum
Lineage: Eukaryota; Fungi; Ascomycota; Sordariomycetes; Hypocreales; Nectriaceae
Product: Ribose-phosphate diphosphokinase
Exons: 7
Coding region: 1-972 (323 amino acids)
Biological process (GO): purine nucleotide biosynthetic process; ribonucleoside monophosphate biosynthetic process; 5-phosphoribose 1-diphosphate biosynthetic process
Cellular component (GO): ribose phosphate diphosphokinase complex; cytoplasm
Molecular function (GO): ribose phosphate diphosphokinase activity; magnesium ion binding
Source: RefSeq, a predicted model, not a curated record
AUGUUGGACCAAAUGGCGAACGAAAUCAAGCUCAUCUCGGGCAGCUCCCACCCGGAUCUCAGUGCCAAGGUCGCCAGUCGACUCGGCAUUGAGAUCGCCAACACCAUGAGCCUCAACUACUCCAACCAGGAGACCAGUGUUUCCAUCGGCGAGUCUGUCCGUGACGAGGACGUCUUCAUUCUCCAGUCCACCGCCCCCGGAGACGUCAACAAUGGCUUGAUGGAGCUCCUCAUCAUGAUUCACGCCUGUCGCACAGCUUCGGCCCGGCGGAUCACCGCCGUUGUUGUCAACUUUCCCUAUGCUCGGCAGGACAAGAAGGACAAGUCUCGUGCUCCCAUCAGCGCAAAGCUCAUCGCAAAUAUGCUCCAGGUCUCAGGAUGCAAUCAUGUGAUUACUAUGGAUCUUCACGCUUCUCAGAUCCAGGGCUUCUUCAACGUCCCUGUGGACAACCUCUACGCGGAGCCCUCAGUCCUUCGAUGGAUCAGCCAGAACCUUGACGUUGAGAACUGCGUCAUUGUUUCGCCUGACGCUGGUGGUGCCAAGCGUGCCACCUCGAUUGCUGACCGUCUGAACACCGGUUUUGCUCUCAUCCACAAGGAGCGCCCUCGCCCCAACGUUGUUGGCCGCAUGGUGCUCGUUGGUGACGUUCAGGACAAGGUUGCCAUUCUCGUCGAUGACAUGGCUGACACCUGUGGAACUCUUGCCAAGGCUGCCGAGACGGUGAACCAGCAUGGUGCCCGUGAGGUUUAUGCUAUUGUUACCCAUGGUAUCCUUAGUGGUAACGCCAUUGAGACCAUCAACAAGUCAUGCCUCUCUGGUCUUGUUGUGACCAACACCGUCCCUCUUGGCGAUAAGAUCGAGCGCUGCCCUAAGCUCAAGGUCAUUGAUGUUUCCGGCACCCUGGCUGAGGCCAUCCGGAGAACUCACAACGGCGAAUCUGUGUCGUACCUGUUCAACAACGUUCCCGUUUAA